Messenger RNA from Plodia interpunctella (Indianmeal moth), 3178 nucleotides. It is a transcript of the gene Sirt7, whose product is annotated as Sirtuin 7. The coding region runs from base 208 to 2139 and encodes 643 amino acids. The transcript has 4 exons. The record is from RefSeq and is a predicted model, not a curated record. Gene Ontology annotation, molecular function: NAD+ binding; histone H3K18 deacetylase activity, NAD-dependent. Gene Ontology annotation, cellular component: nucleus; chromatin. NCBI's taxonomy places the organism in Eukaryota, Metazoa, Arthropoda, Insecta, Lepidoptera, Pyralidae.
AUUUUAUUAUCUGUUUGGUUAGAUAGAAUGAAAGCUUUUAUUUCAUUUUUAUUGAAAGAAAAGAAAAUAAUAGGCAAAUAAAUGUCAAUUAUAGUCGAUUGCGAAGAACCUUUGUUUGUCAGAUAUGAAUAUUAAAAUAGUAUCGAUAAAAUCCCACGUCUUCCUAAUGGUAACUCCUGUUCGUGCACUCGAUCAGUAAAUGCCGACAUGGAGGCCCGAGGAGUUCGAAGCAGCGCCAGGUUGAGCGGAGAGGCCGCUCGGAAUACAGCAAAUGGCACCUCUGGAGGUGCUCUCGCAAACGGGAACCGCAGACCGCUGGAGGCGGCGGAGGCCGCGGCUGCCGCGGCUCAGAGGCGUGCGAGGGCCUUGGAGCGCUCCCGCGAGGUCGAGGACAGUCCGCGUGUGCUGCGGGACAAGUGUCGGCGACUGGCUCGCGCGCUCCGCAACGCUAAACAUCUGGUGGUGUACACCGGCGCAGGCAUUAGCACGGCGGCCGACAUCCCCGACUACCGCGGGCCGCAUGGCGUUUGGACACGACUGCAGCGUGGAGAGACUGUUGGUCGGGUGGAGGUGUCGCGCGCGCGGCCGACGUUCACUCACAUGGCGCUGACGGCGCUGUGGGCGCGCGGGCUGCUCAAGUUCGUGGUGUCGCAGAACUGCGACGGGCUCCACCUGCGCUCGGGGCUGCCGCGGCGCGCGCUCGCCGAGCUGCACGGCGACAUGUUCUGCGAGCUGUGCGCCGCCUGCCGCCGCGUGUUCGUGCGCGCCUUCGACACCACGGAGCGCACCGCGCGCCACGCGCACGGCACCCGCCGCCUGUGCCACCGCUGCGGCGCCGAGCUGCGGGACUCCAUCGUGCACUUCGGGGAGCGCGGCCGCGCCGCCUGGCCGCUCAACUGGGCCGGCGCGCUGCGGCACGCGGCGCGCGCCGACGUCGUGCUGUGUCUCGGCUCCUCGCUCAAGGUGCUGCGCCGCUACCCGCGGCUGUGGCGCAUGCAUGCGGCGCCGCGCGCGCGCCCCGCGCUCUACAUCGUCAAUCUGCAGUGGACGCCCAAGGACUCUGUGGCGGCGCUCAAGAUCAACGCGCGCUGCGACGCGGUGAUGCGGCAGGUGGCGCGGCGGCUGCGGCUGCGCGUGCCGCGGUACCGCACAUCGCGCGACCCGCUGCUGGCGCACGCGGAGCCGCUGGCGGAGCCCGAGGCGCACACCACCCGGCGGCCGCACCUGUCGCCCGCGCGCAGCUCCGGCUACUCGUCGCCGCGUGGCCCACUGUCCUCGCCGUCCGCCUCCGACUCGGACGAGGAGCUGCCGCUGCGGCGGCUGGCGGAGCGCCUGCGCCGGCCCGCCGCCGACCGGGCCUCCGCCUCGUCCGAGCCUCCGGAUUUGUUGCGGGCUUUCAGGGUCAACAUGUGCUCGGGUGAAGCCACAAUACUGCUGCGGGCGGAACAUGCGCCGCCGCCUCCUGCGCCGCCGCCCUCUGCCUCUGCCCCGCCCCUGGCCCCGCCCCCGGCCCCGCCCGGCGCGCGCCGCGAGCUCAGCGAGCUGCGGCGGUUCCGCAUGCCGCAGCACGAGCGCCCGCCGCCGCCGCCCCGCCGCCGCUCCGACGUCAAGUUCGAGGGGGCGACCAACGGACGCGCGCUCGACGUCGUCAACGGCCAUCAUUCGGAAAAGCCCGCGGAGCUCCUCGACGUUAAGAUUAAGGACGAGGACGUGAAAGACGAGCGAAUAAAGUGCGAGCCGUGGGAGUUCGGCGACCGGCUGCGGAAGCUGCUGGAGCUGGAGCCCGAGCGGUCGGAGAAGGCGGAGAGCUCGGACGCGCUGGCGGCCGCCAUCAUCGCGCGCGCCGUGCUGGUGUGCCGCGCCUCGCUGUACCCGGGGCUGCACACCAUCCUGGCGCCCGCGCCCGCGGCCGAGUGCGGCUGGUGCUGGCGGCGGCGCGGCUCGGCGCGCUGUCUGUGGUACGGGGCUCCGCGCGCGCCGCCGCCCGAGGCGCGCGCGUGGCGGCGCGUGCGCGGGCGCCGCUACCUGUGCGCGUGCUGCGGCGCGGACGGGGAGCCGCCGCCGCCGCCGGCCGCCGCGCCCGACGACGCGGGCUGGUACGGCAAGGGUUACCGCAAGGGCCGUCGCCGGCGCCGGUAGCACGAGCCCGACCCGGACUGGACCGGACCGAGAUUGAAAAUAGACUAAAUCUGUACAUACGGCCAAUUUAGUUGUAAAUAAUUUAUUUAAGUUUUGGAUCCCCGUUGCGAACCGAUUUCGUUGCUUUGUUCGCUUUCGUGAAAGUUGAAUGGAUUAUAUAAAAACUUCGAAGCUGCGGCUAAAAAAUCCGUCGUGAUUUUGAUUGAAUAUCUGUGCUGUCGCAUUACGCACGAAAUUCGAAAAGCUGAAUUCGGUUCGAUGAGGAAACAUCACAAUUUGAUCGACAUGCAUUAAUGAAUAAUGUAUUUAUUUUUUUACAAAGAUUAGUGUAAGGUGAUAAAUGUCGCGGCGGCGUGUCGCCUCCGGUUAGCUUUAUUAUUUUCGUGUUCGGCUCGCGCUCGCGCCGGUGAUCUCAGUGGCGUUAUGUUGUAGCGGCGCGGGCGGAAGCUGCGCGUGCGCCGAGCGGACGACUCCACUGCGGCCCGCUCGUUUGCCCACUUAUCCUAUAAUUAUUUUUUAAUUCUAUUUUUACAUACAGUCAGGCGGAUACUCAGUGAAGUAAUUUUCUAUGGUUGUGAAGUAGCUACAUAAUAAACCUAGUCCGUAAGAUAUAAGCGGGCGUGCGGUGAAGCGACUGACUGCCGCUCGGCGGUGUCCGCGCAGGCGCAAGCCGAGUGGUUCCUGCUGUCACCUGAUCGACUGGUACGUGGCAGCUAUAUGACAGUUUUCUUAGUUAUUGCUCCAUGUGUACAAGACUGAUAAGAUCCAACGCGAACAAGAUUUGAACAAUAAGUUUUUACGAUAUUAGGUCAGGUGAUAGCAGGCGAUGUGCGGCUGCGCAGACGAGCUGCUGAGAUAGUAACGGGUGCACAAACAAGCAGCUCGCUCUGGCCGAGUUCUUAGGUAGGAUAAGUGAUUUUAAUGAUUGGACUUUAAUUGUAAUCAAUAAAUUAUUUCGACGCGGAACCUGCGCGUUCUGCUCUCAUUUGACGAUUGAUGGAAUGAAUCUAAUUGAAUAAUAAAUUAAAUGAUAAAAAUG